Molecule: messenger RNA, 4231 nt
Organism: Anastrepha ludens (Mexican fruit fly)
Lineage: Eukaryota; Metazoa; Arthropoda; Insecta; Diptera; Tephritidae
Gene: neo
Exons: 7
Coding region: 42-2978 (978 amino acids)
Source: RefSeq, a predicted model, not a curated record
CGGGCACAAAUUGCAACAACAACAACAGUAACCACGCAAAAAUGCGGCACAGUAAACGAACGCUGAAUAGCGAAAAUAACAACAACACAACAUGGCUUUUGCUGCUAUGUCUGCUUAUAGCCUCACCUGCCAUCACCAUGGCAGCCAGACGUUCGCGUCUGGAUUUAGCUGCGAGCGCACAACCUGUAGCUCCAGCCGCUGCCGCUGCGGCAGUCUCCUCCACCACAACUAAGGACAGCAAUUUACCUAUUGCAGAGCAACAGACUGCAACAGCAACAUUCGUCGAUGCAGCAGCAGCAGCAGCAGCGGCAGCAGCGGCAGCAGAAGCACCUGUGGCGGCACCGGUUUCACUCACCACGGCUACAGCAGGAGCCACCACGGCCGCUGAUGCAGCAACCAACGGUGAUGUAAAGCGUCAAUCAGAGGUUUCAGUCAACAACAAACAGCCAGCUGUUGCUACCGAUUUGGGGGGCAGCUCCGAGGCAAAACAUGCCAUUGACAACUCAGCAGUCAGCGAUGCAGAAAGUGAAGAACUAGAUGCCGCAAACUCGGCAGCGGCGGCAGUAGGUGGAACAGCAGCAGAUACGGCGGCGGCAGCGGUGGCGGCCGUUGCACCACCUGCAGCAUACGAUUCGACAACCAGUGCUGCAGUAGCAUCCGCUGAAAAGUUGGCUGCAUCUGAACUCCACAAUGCCAAUGAAGAGGAGGAUCAAUUACCAAAGGAACAGAAAGAAUUGCCGACAGAGAUUGGCGAUGAGGACGUUGACUUGCUGGGCAGUGGCAGUAGCGUUGGGACAGCUAGCGGCGGACAUGGCAACACUGUUGAGGAAUGUGAUCCGGAGUUGAUUGGCUUCGAAAUUGUAACGGGCUAUGUUUUCUCUGCUCCCGGAAAAUUAUUGAACUCACUGCCUGGUACUUUAAUGCUAACCGAUUGCCUGGAAGCUUGCCAAACGAAUGAGGCCUGCCGUGCGGUGAACUAUGAGACCGGGUUGUGUGUACUCUUCUCGGCCAAUGCAGAUAAAUUGCCUGGCGCCCUCACCAAAUCGCAAUUCCCUGUCUUCACAAUUUAUGCACAAAAAUCAUGUCUCGGCAUUCGGCCGUGCGCACGUGCCUGGUGUGUCGAUCGCGUGCAGAGCUACAAGCUGAAUGGCUACGCGAAGCGCACGAUACCGGUGAUAUCGCGACGUGAUUGCCUGGAAUUGUGUUUGGGCGAAAACGAAUUCACGUGCAGAUCGGCCAACUAUUAUCGCAAUACAAACACUUGUGAGCUCUCGGAAAUGGAUCGCAUUACGCUGGCCGGCACAGGCGCAUUCCAGCCGCACGAUGCUGUCGAUUAUCUGGAGAAUAACUGCGCCGAUGAGCCAAAUAAAUUGUGCGAGUUCAAACGCUUGUCCGGCCGCAUAUUGAAGACAGUGGAUUCGGUGUAUCAGGAUGUUGGCAGCAUUGAUGAGUGUCGUGAUUUAUGUUUGAAUUCGCCGUACAGAUGCCACUCCUACGACUAUGGUGACACCGGCGACAUGGUUUGCCGCCUUUCGCAUCACAGCCGCGCUACUCUCUCCGAUGUGCAAGACCCCUACCUGGAAGUACCCGAAGCAGCCACUUACGAACUCUCGUCUUGCUACAAUGUGACCAUCGAAUGUGGCGCUGGCGAUAUGAUUGCACGCAUACGUACCUCAAAACUCUUUGAUGGCAAAGUUUACGCUAAGGGUUCACCCAAAUCGUGCGCAGUCGAUGUAAAGAACUCGCUAGACUUUGAACUGCGCAUGGGCUAUCAGGAUCUUGAAUGUAAUGUACGUCAAAGCGGCUCUGGACGUUACAUGAACGAUGUAGUGAUACAACAUCAUGACACCAUAGUCACCUCCUCGGAUUUGGGUUUGGCUGUCACUUGUCAAUAUGACUUAACUAACAAAUCGGUAUCGAAUGAAGUUGAUCUUGGCGUGAAGGGCGACAUUGAACCAGCUCUUAGUGAGGAGGUAAUAGUCGAUUCACCGAAUGUGAUUAUGAAGAUCACCUCACGCGAUGGUUCCGAUGUGAUGCGCUCGGCUGAAGUUGGUGAUCCGUUGGCGCUCAAAUUCGAAAUACUUGAUGAACACAGUCCCUACGAGAUAUUCGUGCGCGAAUUGGUUGCUAUGGAUGGUAGCGAUAAUGCAGAAAUUACGCUCAUCGAUUCGAAUGGUUGUCCUACGGACCACUUCAUCAUGGGACCGAUCUACAAGAGCUCCUUAUCUGGUAAAAUUUUACUCUCACACUUUGAUGCAUUCAAAUUCCCCUCAUCAGAAGUUGUACAGUUCCGUGCACUCGUCACGCCCUGUAUGCCAACAUGCGAGCCGGUGCAGUGCGAUCAAGAAGAUAUCGGUGGUGAAUUCAAGUCAUUGAUUUCAUAUGGACGCAGGAGGCGUUCACUGAAUGUGACAGAAACUUUUGCCGGCACUGUGCAGAGCAGCCACGUGCAACAACAACAACAACAGGUGGAGCAACAACAGCGCCUGCAUAGUAAACAACAGCAAUUGCGCCUGCGCACCAGACGUGAGACAGCCGCCUCGACGAGCAGCAAACCUAGUCAAGAGGAUAUGCUUUUGGUACAAUCAAUUCAGAUCACUGACAAAUUUGGCUUCGAUAAGCAACAGCAACAACAACAGCCCAAGUCAACGGCGUACGAUGGCAAUGAGAUGAUUUUCAUUAGCGGCGAAGCAGGACAAGGAUACUGUGUUAAUGCGAUCGGACUCAUUGUGGCUGUCACAGUAUUCCUGCUAGCACAACUGGCAGUCAUUGCCAUCUGGACUUAUCUGCAUCAACGACGCCGAAAGCAGCAACCCUACAGCAACGAUGUGCUCAGCAGCGGCUCCAGUUAUGGCUCACACAAUGGCAGUUCGGUAAAUGGCUCGACAAUGGUGACCAGUGUGCCAAAUGCGCGAUCCGAAUCGUUGUGCAAACUAUAUGACACUGGUUUCGCAGGACGGCAUGGACGUCAAUUUUAGAAGCGAGAGGAUAAUAAAGGAAAACAAAACAAAAAACGACAUACAUGAAAACGACGACGGCUUAACGUAGAGAACAAACGAUAAACCACCUCGAAAGGAUUUAUUGAAAUGAUGCAAGUGUUAGCUGGUUGGUUUGGGGGGUAGAAAAAUGCGAGACUUCUUGCCACAAGAGGAGUAAGAACUUAUUACAGCCUCAGCUGAAGCAAUGAACAAAAAACAAGCAAAAAAAACUAAAAAAAAACACAAAAAAAUGCAUAACGAUGACGCCAUUAAAAAGAGUAACGAAAACAAAGUGAGCUUAGGUAGGAGUAGAAAAAGUUACUGCGAAGAAGUUUUAAUUGAGGUGCGCGCAGCAGAUGAAACUUACAUGGUGCCGGAUAGUGAAACUCGUGGGCAAUAUUAACGAUAUUGAUAAUAUUGAUUAAAGUAAUUACAUAUUUAAUAGUAGGUACAUUAUUAUUAUUAUUAUUAUCGAGGGUAGAAAAAAAAAACAAAGAAAUUAAAAAUAAAAAAAAAACAUAAGAUUCUUACAGCGGUUCUGUAACGAAGACCGUAAAGAAGCAAAAGCGCAUUUGGAUGCCAGCAAAAUGUUGGGAAUUAAAUAGUCUAAAAUACUAGUUUUUAAGUUAUGCAAGAAAACAAAAUAUUUAAUUACCCUUCAGCAAAUACUAAGGAAUCUGUAAUCGAUUGAACGAACGCAAUAAGACAUUUCAUAUAAAAACAAAACAUAGGUAAUAGUGAAAAUGCGAGAAUAUUCAGAAAAAAGGACGACUGAUGGUUUUUGAAGUUUGUAUUAUUUUUCUUUGCAAAAAUUGCAAAAUUCAAAAUGCAGCGCGUCAAAGAAAAUUAAUACGACACAAACUAUGGUUCGGUUUGCAAACUAUGGCGUAGUUGAGCUGCAAGCAAAACGUAGACUUAAGUAGAUUUUAUACGUACGAGUACUGUACACACACAUACAUAUGUAUGUAUGUAUGUACGAGUAUACUUGUAUGCAUUUGACACAUAGUUACUCUUAGAAGCGAAAAAAGUGACAUGCAUGAAAACUUAGCUAUUAGAGAAGCUGCAUUUAUGGCGGAUUUAAAAUAGAAAAUUCACUGCAAUAGUUUUAUUUUCCUAGAAUACUAGAUUUAUAAUAGGCAUGCGAACAGAAACAUGCACACACAUCUAAGCAGAACAGUCACCGGCACACUCAUACUUGCAAGCAGAUACAAGGUGGCGCAAAAUUAAUCAUCAAUUUUUUUUUUUUUUUAAAU